Neodiprion fabricii is the source of this 1507-nucleotide messenger RNA. RefSeq names its product NSFL1 cofactor p47. Gene Ontology annotation, molecular function: ubiquitin binding. Gene Ontology annotation, cellular component: nucleus; cytosol. The coding region runs from base 256 to 1398 and encodes 380 amino acids. The record is from RefSeq and is a predicted model, not a curated record. The transcript is spliced from 6 exons. Gene Ontology annotation, biological process: nuclear membrane reassembly; Golgi organization; autophagosome assembly. NCBI's taxonomy places the organism in Eukaryota, Metazoa, Arthropoda, Insecta, Hymenoptera, Diprionidae.
CUGAAAGCUUUAAACGAAGUUCGAUCCUCGAGUUCAACACCCAAUACGUCCCAACGACUUCGUCCAGAGAGAAACCUUCGUCCACUCAUUCUUCGACUCGUAGUAGCAAAGGAAGGCAUGAAUGUGGCAUAGAAGCUCUGAUCAUUCGACGUAAAUUGGUGUUCGUGGACAUCGAAACGUACGAUUCCAGUCGUUCAGGUUAUUCCUAGACAAUUUUUCCGGGAUCUUACUCAGUGCCGUGGAUUUAUCGUUGAGAUGGCAGAUCGGGAGGAAUUGGUAUCUCAGUUUCGCGACGUGACCGGCACUGAUGCUGAGAGGGCACAAUUUUAUCUGGACUCAUCCGCUUGGCAGCUAGAGGUGGCUCUAGCGAGUUUUUAUGAGAAUGAUGAGCCAGCUGACCUUGUCAAUGAGCCUGUCGAAGACGUUGCAUCUGAUGAUGAUGUGGGGGAGCUGCCACGUCUAAUAGAUUCAACCCCUGCAGAAAUGAAGUCUUCGCAGCCUCUGCCAAAGCCGAAAGCCAGGUUCGGAACUAUUGCAGACUUACAAAAGAGGGAUAGUAGUUCAGAGGAAGAGGAAGGUCAAGCAUUCUAUGCCGGUGGCUCGGAACACAGCGGUCAACAGGUUUUAGGACCAGGAAAAAAACGUGACAUUGUUGGUGACAUGUUCAAAUCUUGUCAGGAGCAAGCAGUUUCUUCCGAUCCUAGAGCCACCUCGCAACAAAGACCCAGUACCUUCGGCGGAACGGGAUAUAAACUGGGACAAACUAGCAGCGACACAGAAGUAACUCCCUCACCAUCUACUCAAGAAAGCAAUACCGGAUUGAUCACAUUGAAACUAUGGCGAGAAGGAUUCACUUUGAACGAUGGUGACAUUAGACCGUAUAACGAUCCUGGUAACCGAGAAUUUUUGGCUGCUAUCAAGCGUGGUGAAGUUCCCAUGGAGAUCCGUCAAGAAGUACAAGGUGCCGAAGUCAGACUGGAUAUGGAAGAUCAUCGUCAUGAAGAAUUUGUACCUCCUAAAGUCAAAGUAAAGGCCUUCACUGGGAAGGGACACAUGCUAGGAAGCCCAUCUCCAGCAACGGUAGGCAUAACCGUUCCAGUUGGUUCUGUAGAUCAAACAGCGAAUGAGUCACAAGCCACAAGAGAAUUGAAUGUAGAUUCUUCUCAACCAGUGACAACAAUUCAGAUUCGAUUAGCAGAUGGAAGUAGCAUCAGAGCUCAGUUUAAUCUGACACACACAGUUUCUGACAUUAGACGUUAUAUUUCAACUAUGAGACCCCAGUAUGCAGCUAGUAAUUUUCGCCUACUGACGUCAUAUCCAAGCAAAGAGUUGACUGAAGAGAGUAAAACUAUUGAAGAAGCUGGACUUAAAAAUUCUGCUAUAAUGCAGCGACUGUAAUAGAAAACGUUUGUGAGAAAAAAAAAAAUUGCCCAACUUCAUACAACUGUAACUCUUAGUUUAACGAAUAUACCUUUGAUCAUUUCCAAAUCAGGUUUUGUACAAGCAA